Messenger RNA from Lycium barbarum (goji berry), 1092 nucleotides. RefSeq names its product topless-related protein 1-like. The record is from RefSeq and is a predicted model, not a curated record. The transcript has 11 exons. Gene Ontology annotation, molecular function: protein binding. NCBI's taxonomy places the organism in Eukaryota, Viridiplantae, Streptophyta, Magnoliopsida, Solanales, Solanaceae. Gene Ontology annotation, biological process: regulation of DNA-templated transcription. The coding region runs from base 1 to 1092 and encodes 363 amino acids.
AUGUCUCUUAGUAAAGACCUUAUAUUCUUGAUAUUGCAGUUUUGCAAUGAGGAGAACCUCACAAAAACUGCUCACAUGUUAGAGCAGGAGGCAGGGUUCUUUUUUGACAUGCAACGUUUUGAAGCUCUGGUGCUUAGUGGCAAUUGGGAUGAGACUGAAAAUUAUCUUUCAAGUUUCACUGGUGUCAGUGACAAUAAAUAUUCAUUAAAAAAGUAUUUUGAGAUAAGGAAACAAAAGUUCCAUGAGGCAUUCGACAGGCAAGAUCAUAUUACUGCUCUAGACAUCCUAUCGAAAGAUCUUAUAGUGUUUGCCGAGUCAAAUGAAGAGCUUCAUAGAGAGAUGGCUCAGCUUCUUACAUUGGAUGCCUUCAGAAAAUAUACUCCUCAUAUUAAUUGUGAGAAUCCUCAACCAGAACUAGAGAUCAAGGCACUCUUCACGGAUCAUAAGUGUCUCGAACCUGAAGAUCAAUCGGUUAAGAAAAGACCAAGGCCUAGCAAAACCAUACCGGUUGCAAAACCAGCUUUUCCACAAAUGUUCUUCAAUUCUUCCAUUGUAUUUGAUGACAUGGGUUCUGCUACAACUUUGAAAGCUGUUCAGGAUUCUGGUAAUUUAUAUGGUGUAAGCUUUACAGGGGGUAUGAAUGAGGAUGUGUCGUCUAACCUCUCUGACGACUUUCCUAAGGCCGUUGAACGUGUUUUAAAGGUCGGAUGUUCUCCAACCACAAUGGAUUUUCACCUUAUUCAACUGACUUUUCUGAUAGUUGGAGACAAUGUUGGAGGCGUAGAGCUGUGGGAUGUUAGUUCUGAAGAAAAGUUGUUUUCAAGGAUGAUCUGGGCAGGAAAAGCUGUUUCAUAUGCAUUUCUGCAAAGUAUAACUGAAGAUCCGUGUAUCUCAGUCAAUCAAAUCCUAUGGAGUUCCGAUGGAUCUCUCUUUGGUAUGUCUUCAUAUAUUUGGAUCUGGAGUGGAACUUAUUUUCUGAAUUUUGUGCUCUGUUCUUUUCAAAUAGCUAACAGUGGCAUCAGAGCCCUUCUUCUUGAGGGAUCUGUGAAGGAAAAAAGAAAAAAGUUUUUUUCUUCAGUUCUUCUAAGGUGA